AUGGAAGAGGGCGUCAUGUCUGACCCGGAGGGUCGCUUCUUGUUCCUCAAAGGGAAGAUAACAGACACGUCAUACACUUUUGCCAACGUUUAUGCCCCCAACCAGGGACAAUAUAGGUUUCUAGCCAGGACACUUCGCACCCUCAAGCGUUUCGCGGAGAGGGUCGUGGUACUGGGGGGGGACAUAACCCUAAUACCAAAAGAGGGAAAGGAACAGUGUGGGAACUAUCGAACCAUAUACCGCAUAAACACCAACCUCAAACUCCUGGAUAAGGUCCUGGUGACCCAGCUCCAACUGCACAUUCCAUCCUUGGUCCACGAGGACCAG
This is a messenger RNA of Pelobates cultripes (western spadefoot toad), 327 nucleotides long. The record is from the annotation of a GenBank genome assembly. Lineage: Eukaryota; Metazoa; Chordata; Amphibia; Anura; Pelobatidae.